AAAUGAAAGUGUGUAACUUAUCAAGGUCACAGCUAGAAAGUCAAGGACCGGUAUUGAGAUCUUAAUAACGUGUACAAGUACCGUUAAAGCAUAAUUUUACGUCAGCAGUGCCAGUUAAAAUGUCCGAAAACACAGAGACAAAACCAAAACAGGGAAAACAUGGACGUAGCAGUGUCAUAGACAGUUUUGUGUCACAAUACGAACGAUAUUACAGUCUUUCAGUAUUAAUAGCAAUAGUUUCAGUAGUUACGAUAUUAAUAAUAGCGGCAGACGAAUGCCGGACGUGCUUUAAUCGCUUAGAAGAUGUCACUCAAGUUACAACUUCCGACGGAUAUAAAACUUUUUGGGUUUAUGGCAAAAAUGUGGAAAGCGGAUAUUUGAAGCACGUGUUUAUAAUAUUAAACAGACUCGGUUAUAAAAAUGAUCCGAAUGCGACUGACUGGGACCUAUUAUGGGCCCAUGACUACCCAUUUCGCAAACUUUAUCCACAACUGAAUCAUUUGAGGCCGCACCAAAAAGUCAAUCAUUUUCCAGGGUGUGGUUACAUAACAAAUAAGGUUGAUUUAGCCGUCAGUAGACUUAAGUACAUUCCACCGGCAUUCAAGUUACCACAAGACAAAGACGACUUUCUCAAAUACGCCAACAGUCAUCCUAAUAUUAGUUUUGUGCAAAAAAACAAUGAUCAUAGGAAUAUAAAAAUAAGACCGGUUAAAGAAAUUGAUUUAAACUCGGAGGGAACAUUUGUUCAAGAAUUUGUCGAUAAGCCUUUACUAGUCAGUGGCCAUAAAUUCGAUAUCGGGAUUUAUACGAUUAUUACCUCAAUUGAUCCCUUGAGAGUGUACGUAUACAACGGAGACGCGCUUUUGAGGUUUUGUCCGGUUAAGUACUACCCGUUUGACCCUCAAAAUCUUGAUAAGUAUGUAGUCGGGGAUGAUUAUCUCCCCAUUUGGGAAGUCCCAGCUCUAGAUUAUUAUUAUAAUGAGUUGGGAUUUGGGAUGAGGGAAAGCUUAAACGCAUUUCUUCGGGCGAAGGGGAAAACUCCGAAAAAAAUUUGGGACCAAAUUGAAGACGCCAUCAGGAUUUUAAUUCUAAAUAAAGAACCCAAAAUUUUAGACGUCGUAUCCAAAUUCAAGUCCAAACGCAACUUUUUUGAAUUGAUCCGAAUUGACUUUGUAGUCGACGAAGAUUUAAACGUUUUUUUACUGGAGGCGAAUAUGAGUCCCAAUCUGUCGUCAGCACACUUUCCUCCUAAUCAGUUGCUCUAUGAACAGGUUUUGUACAAUGCUAUGGGACUAUUAGGACUUGGGGAGCGCAUUCGGAAAGACACUCUUGCCGUUAGGUCGCACUCAGAAGAAGAAAUGAUGGUUUCGGAGAAGAACCUUGUUACGUACCCUAAUGAAUGUAACAGUGCUCUUUGUAAAAGUGGUUGCGCUUCGUCAAUUUGCCAGUUGUGUAGACCUUGUCUCUCUGCAGAUACUCUUCAAUAUUUGAAGGAUGCAUACAAAGAGCAUUUGAAUAGAGGUGAUUGCAAAAGGAUAUUCCCUCCAAGUCAAUUAAAUCCUGGGGCGGAAGUAAACUGGGAGGACUAUUCUGCCGAGAACCAGCUUCAAUAUAGAUGGUUUCUGGGCAAAUGUCAGUUGGAUGCCACGUGGUGCUAGCAACCCAAUUAAUUUAAAAAAUGAAUACAAAUUGAAAAAGCUGUUAAUUUCUUGUAAUUAAUUGUUGCAAUAAAAUUGUUUCCUGUUUA
Molecule: messenger RNA, 1747 nt
Organism: Tribolium madens (black flour beetle)
Lineage: Eukaryota; Metazoa; Arthropoda; Insecta; Coleoptera; Tenebrionidae
Gene: TTLL15
Product: probable tubulin polyglutamylase ttll-15
Exons: 5
Coding region: 120-1658 (512 amino acids)
Biological process (GO): protein modification process
Source: RefSeq, a predicted model, not a curated record